CCAGUCUCACUCAGUCAUGGAUUCAGAGAGCGAGCCCGGCAAAAGCUCGGGCCACCUCGAAUGCCCUUCUAGAACUUCCAUCCCACAGUUGGUCACUGCUUGGUGGAGGGAGGGUCGAUUACCUCAGGCUGGUUCGUUCGUCCCUCACUGAGAUUCAUUGCCCUGCAUCGUACCUCACUUUCUUCAACGAGGUCUCAUCAACACCCCUCCAUUCACCUUUACAGAAGUUUCCUCUCACGAUGGCGGCGCAAGUAAGUCAGAAGAAGCAGCAAGACUUGCAAACGCAGUAUGGCGUCUACAAGAACACUCUCCAACAGAUUGCGCAAAAGAUUGGCGAUGUAGAACAAGAAGCUGAAGAACACAAGCUUGUCCUAGAGACCCUACAACCGCUGUCCGAGGACCGGAAGUGCUUCCGCCUCAUCAACGGGGUCCUCAUGGAGCAGACGGUCAAGGACGUCAUGCCUGCCCUGACGACCAACUCGGAAGGUCUGAAGAAGGUCCUGGAAGAUCUUGUUAAGCAGUACAAGGCCAAGCAGGACGAGCUGGAGAAGUGGAAGGAACAACUAGAUUUGGGCCACGAAAAGGCUCAGUCCGGCGGCGUUGGCUUCGAGAGUCUUUGUGCAUACACGGACGACGGCCUUUCAGUCUGUUUGCAGCGCAAGGGCCCUUGGAUCGGGUGA
This is a messenger RNA of Colletotrichum godetiae, 680 nucleotides long. RefSeq names its product Prefoldin subunit-domain-containing protein. NCBI's taxonomy places the organism in Eukaryota, Fungi, Ascomycota, Sordariomycetes, Glomerellales, Glomerellaceae. Gene Ontology annotation, biological process: protein folding. Gene Ontology annotation, molecular function: protein folding chaperone. The record is from RefSeq and is a predicted model, not a curated record. Gene Ontology annotation, cellular component: prefoldin complex; cytoplasm. The coding region runs from base 240 to 680 and encodes 146 amino acids. The transcript is spliced from 4 exons.